This is a messenger RNA of Macrobrachium nipponense, 780 nucleotides long. RefSeq names its product pre-mRNA 3'-end-processing factor FIP1-like. The coding region runs from base 1 to 780 and encodes 259 amino acids. The transcript is spliced from 5 exons. Lineage: Eukaryota; Metazoa; Arthropoda; Malacostraca; Decapoda; Palaemonidae. The record is from RefSeq and is a predicted model, not a curated record.
AUGACCAUCAGUGAAGAGAAGGUGAAACCUUACAGACCCAUCCCCAACAUACCCCCAACAUACCCCACCACCCUUCCUCCCCUCCAUCUCCCAUACCCUCCAACCAACCAACCACCCCCACUUCCUACCCCUCCAUCUCUCAUACCCUCCAACCAACCAACACCCCCACCCCCGUCCUCUUCCACCCGCCGAUUGGCACUCAAGGUUAUCAGAGCUGCAGAUCUUGGCUUCUUUUCAAAGUCAGAUUCCAGCCUUGUGGAAAUGCUGUGCAAUUACUGGGGUGACAGACAGACAUAUCCUGCGAGACUCACGAAGCAAAAAGGUAGGCAAGGCAAGGCAAGGCAAGGCAAGGCAAGGCAAGGCAAGGCAAGGCAAGGCAGGCAGGCAGACCAAGAGAAAGACAAGGUAUUUCAAGCCCUGAAUAAAUCCACAUUAAUUCCUGUUUGGGGUCGAUUCGUCCACAUCUCGUCUGACAACACCACCAAUUCCUCGUACACAUCCCUCUCGAGAGGAGGAGGUUCGCCUUUAACCAUCAGGCGGAAUCGAAUCUCUUCACAUUCUGAGCGCCGGCCGCAGCAGAUCUCCAGGCGGGCGUCCUACCCCCGGGGCGGGAACAUUGAGGGCGGGGGCGUCACUGCGCGCAGGAGUGUCAUCAGGGAGGAUGGAUAUAAUGGUGACCUCAAGAAGCCGAUCAAGAUGACGAGAAGGAAGAGGAGGAGAAGGAAGAAAAUGGCUGAGAGAAGAGUAAUAAGAAGAGGAGGAGGAGGAGGAGGAAAAUAG